Molecule: messenger RNA, 1279 nt
Organism: Nothobranchius furzeri (turquoise killifish)
Lineage: Eukaryota; Metazoa; Chordata; Actinopteri; Cyprinodontiformes; Nothobranchiidae
Gene: ngrn
Product: neugrin, neurite outgrowth associated
Cellular component (GO): nucleus
Source: RefSeq, a predicted model, not a curated record
CCACUGUUUGCGGAAGUAGUUAACAUGCACAUUUGCAUGUGAAUCGUGACCACAGAGGGGUUUAGUUUUGGUAGAGGUCUAACAUUUUUUUUGUUUAGAAUCAAGAAAUUUAAGAAACCCUUCCGAAAUAAGGCAUACUUAAUUUGUUUUAUUUCCAUUUUCUGUCAGUAUUUUGUUCUUACUAAGCUAAAGAGAGGAAUGUGAUGUAAACCGUGUGUUAGCAGCAUGGCCGGACGGGUUCAGUUCUUCUCUCUGCUCUAUAAACUGCGUGCUUCAUCAGUUAUUUCUUCAGCUUCUUUAAACAGCUACCGAUUCUCCAGCAGAAGCAGCAAGAAAACGUGGACAGGACAGAGUUUUGGCGUUUAUAAGGAAUUCAAUGAUCAACACCGAUACAGAGAUGAUUGGUCUGAUGGAGACGACCUGGAGGAUGUGGAGGACAAGAUUCAGGCUUUGUUAAAUGAGGGACGAAAGAGACAGAAGACAGUGAAGUAUCACAUACUGAGGAGGCAGAUGGUCCCACCAGGGGCGCCACAGAGAAAGUUAACAUGGGAUGCUAUUGAGCAAAUAAGGUAUCUGAAGCAGGAGCUGCCAGAGGAGUGGACGGUGGAGCGCCUGGCCGAAGGCUUCUCUGUCACCCCAGAUGUCAUCUCCAGGGUACUGAGAAGCAAGUUUACCCCACCUCUGACUAGAAAAGCCAAGCAGGAUGCAAAAGUAAUGUCUGGACUUGGACUAGGGCUACUUCCCUCUGGUGCAAAGACCCCACAGAACCAACUUAAACUGGCUGGGAACCACACACCUGCUAUACUCAUACCUGGAAAUAAAGAAGCCACGUUAGUCUCUGUCACUGGUCAGACUCAAAUGAUUAAAGGAUCUCCAGUUAGAAGUCCAGCACCCGUUACUGAUCUGACUCCACAAUUAACAAAAGGGCUCAGUAAAGAGUUCCUAGAAGCAUCUGCAGAUGGGGUGGAGAACAAUGGCUCCCAGCUCAAAGAGGAGGGUGAUGAGCCUGAAGACAGCUGGGAUGGGGAGGUGUUGACAGAGGAAGAACUUGAGGAGUUUCUAGAGCUGGAUAACCCUCCUGUGGUGCAGGUGGGGAAAGAUUACUUUGACGAAGAGGGUAAAUUUCUGUAUAGAGUCUGAGGGCAUCUGCUGUUGAAUUGCUAGGUAAAUGUAUUAGCCUCUUCUGUAUUGAUCAUUUUAAUAAAUAAAAUUAAAUGUAUCCAUUUCUGGAUUUUAAUAUUUGAUUCAUCUAAUAAAGUAUUAGAAUGAGCUCAAAAAA